Molecule: messenger RNA, 600 nt
Organism: Cooperia oncophora
Lineage: Eukaryota; Metazoa; Nematoda; Chromadorea; Rhabditida; Trichostrongylidae
Source: the annotation of a GenBank genome assembly
CUGUACUUCUUUCUCUUAUAUUAUGUGUUACAGCUAUUGCCGUCAAAUACAUCACGAAACGAUUCAUUGGAGAAUACGAUUCAGAAAGACACCUACUGCCGUCAAGAUAAUGUAGCCGGGCAACCACUGAUGGUGUGGGUGAUGGAUACGGUCGACGACCCUUCACGGGAUGAAAUGCGAUGGUUGGCAUGGGCGGAUGUGUAUCUAGUGGUAUAUGACGUAACAAGUAUGCGGAGAAUAUUUCUGGAGCGUAUCGCUACGCAUGAGCAUUUACUGUGUGCCAGAGAACACAAAACACUUUUACUGGGAAACAAAAAUGACCUGGAACGAUAUAGGCAAGUAUCUGAGACGGAAGGAGAGGCGAUGGCUAACAAGUAUAAAAUACAUUUUGCGGAAUCAUCAGCCGCUGGAGACUCACCAUGUGCUGACGGGAGCAAGAAGUCCAUCGCCUCGCCUGUACUCGUCAGACUCAGGGAUUGUCUCGCCUAUCGAGCCGGUCAAGUGCGAUCUAAAGUUACGAAGCCGGUAUCAUUACACAAGACACCGAGUUUGAGCAAGAUCAAGACGGGCAGCAAGUUGCUGAAAUUGUUUCAUAACUGA